AUGGAAGAAGUGAGAAAUCAGCAGCCUAUAGCAGGACUCGGAGUUGCUAAAGUGGUGGAUGCUGGACAUUCAUACUUCAAGAAAGGUGACCUUGAAAUUAGUGCUCCUCGUACCCUAUUCAAGAUUCAACAUACGGAUGUCCCUCUUUCCUAUUACACAGGAAUUCUUAGUAUGCCUGGUAUGACUGCUUAUUAUGGUUUCUAUGAGAUUUGUGCUCCAAAGAAAGGAGAGUAUGUCUUUGUUUCCGCAGCUUCUGGGGCAGUGGGUCAGCUUGUCGGGCAGUUUGCAAAGCUGGCCGGAUGUUAUGUUGUUGGAACUGCUGGAACCAACGAAAAGGUUGAGCUGUUGAAGAAUAAAUGUGGAUUUGACGAGGCUUUUAACUAA
Molecule: messenger RNA, 384 nt
Organism: Lactuca virosa
Lineage: Eukaryota; Viridiplantae; Streptophyta; Magnoliopsida; Asterales; Asteraceae
Source: the annotation of a GenBank genome assembly